Messenger RNA from Neoarius graeffei (lesser salmon catfish), 2368 nucleotides. RefSeq names its product homocysteine-inducible, endoplasmic reticulum stress-inducible, ubiquitin-like domain member 1 (gene herpud1). Gene Ontology annotation, cellular component: endoplasmic reticulum membrane. Gene Ontology annotation, molecular function: transmembrane transporter binding. The record is from RefSeq and is a predicted model, not a curated record. Gene Ontology annotation, biological process: endoplasmic reticulum calcium ion homeostasis; endoplasmic reticulum unfolded protein response; ubiquitin-dependent protein catabolic process. Lineage: Eukaryota; Metazoa; Chordata; Actinopteri; Siluriformes; Ariidae. Bases 214 to 1446 code for a protein of 410 amino acids. The transcript is spliced from 8 exons.
CACACACCCUGCAUCUCAUCUCACGAGCUGUCAGCUGCCUCAAAGUUUUAGAGACGCUUCGGGCGCCGCUUCACUUCCACCCUUCCCGGUUCAGCGCGCUGCGGGUUUAGGAUAACAUCUGAUGCUGUUUAGAUAAACGCGAACGUUGUCGUGACUUUAGCGUACGUGUAACUACCUUUGUGAAGGUGAAAGUAACUUUAGUGUAGAGAGAAAAUGGAUUCCCAGGACUCUGACAAGGAGACGAUUUCAGUUGUGAUUAAAACGGCCAAUCAAGUUCAUGGUGAUCAGAUAAUCGAAGAUGUAAACAUCAACUGGACGGUCAAGGACCUGAAAACUCAUCUGGCGAGUUUUUAUCCAUCCAAACCGGCUGAAAAAGACCAGAAACUCAUCUACUCAGGCAAGCUGCUCACAGACAACCUGUAUAUCAGAGAUGUUUUUAGGAAGACUGACACAGUACCCACUCUUCACCUUGUGUGUGUACUUAAACCCCAGCCUGAUGUUCAGCAGGGAGCCAGACCGAAGGUCAAAUCAGCAGAGCAGCAGCCAUCACCAGCCAGUGCCUCCCCAGCACCAUCUGUGCCUACUGUGUUCUCUACUGCUGGUCUCAGACAGCGUGGUCACCCUGCCCCCGCUGAGCCCACUGCUGCAUGGCCUGCCACAGGCACUGGCACGAACACAUCCGCGCCAAGACCAGCAGAAAUGACCCAUCCAGCUUUCCCUACGUACUCACUUUACAGCCCACAACAACUCCUUUGGCUGCAGCAUAUGUACGCUCGACAGUACUAUAUGCGGUACCAAGCAGCUAUCGCGGCCGCUGCCUCUGCUCCCGUGACGUCUCCUACUUCACUUCCCGUCACUCCGCAGCAAGCCGCUGGACCUGCCGGGCUACCCAAUCAGGCUCCCAUUGACAACCUGCCGGCCAAUCAGAAUGUCCCAGACCCUGCCUUUAUCAACCCAGAUGGAGCCAAUCAGAACAUGCGCAUGAAUGCUCAGGGCGGGCCGGUGAUGGAGGAUGAGGAGGACGUGGAAAGAGAUUGGCUGGAUUGGGUUUACACCGCCUCUCGCUUCGCUGUGUUCCUGAGCAUAGUUUACUUCUAUUCCAACCUGAGUCGCUUCAUCCUAGUGAUGACCAGCCUGCUCCUCAUGUACCUGCACACUGCGGGCUGGUUCCCGUUCAGACAAAGAGCUCAGGCUCAGCCUCCAAACCAUCCAGCACCAGAGGUCAUUCAGAACCAGCAGAAUCAGAACCAGGACAGACAAGAGCUGAUGGCGCCUCCUGCUGAAUUGGAUGAUGGUGAGACAGAUGGAGAAGCUGAUCUUCCACCUCCCACGGCUGCAGUUUCUGUGUCUCCAGUUCGACCCUCCAUUCUUUGGACAGCCUGGGUUUUCUUCAAAGCUUUCUUUGCCUCUCUGAUCCCUGAGACGCCUCAAGCUAUGGCUAACUGAAUCCAGCAAAUAAAAAUAAAAAUCUGGUCAGACUGGUAAAGUCAGAAGUAGCACCAACCAUGAAGGAGAACUCGGCCUCCUUUUAGUCAGUUUGCUCAAGGUAUUUUUUGUGAGCAUGUAAUCUGUGAUUUCUGGAUUAGGUUUUACUCUGCUUCUUGAAGCUCCAGGUUUGCCAGUUCAUCACUUCCAAGCUGUUUGGCGACGUGACCAAGAACUUUAAUCUCUUCCUUCAGCCAAAUAGUGUGUGUGUAUUAGUGUAAAUAAGUGCUGAAUUAACUUGUAAAUGUUCCUGUACAGUUUCUGCACAGCACUUUAUACUUUCUCCCUGCCAGCAUCAGUCUGUCAUCUGACCACCUUGCACAGUGCUUAUGUCAUCAGGGCUUCAUUUUACUGGAAUAACCCAGAGACUGAAGCCAUGAUUGGAACAUGGCUUAUCUCAUCAAACAUGACUGACAUUGAAGGUUAUUAAGAUUUUGUGUACAAAUGCCUUUCAUAAGGGCUUAUUUCUGGCACUUUGACAUGACAAGUUUCAGAGUUGUACUGCUCUGUGUUAGGAAUGAAUUAUGUUUAGGUUUCUGUCAUGCUUCUGAAUGAUUUAUGUAUGAUAGCAGUUAUGUGGACGAAAUGUUUUUGCGACUUCUGGAACAAAGAAAGUACGACAAACCUCAAAUUGAAUCCUGCAUGAAUAAGUAGUUCUUAUUUAAACCUUUGUGCAUCGGCAUGUAACGUAAACGAGCAGGCACCUGAAAGCAAACGAGUAUCGUUUUUCUUUAAUGAAAGAAUAUUAAUACUUGGAUCAAAACCUUUUUAUUAUUUGCUAUUUAGCAGUUUUGUUUUCUCACUUUUUUUUUUAUUUUUGUUUCAAAAAUAAUCAGCUUUCCUAAUGCAAUUCAAACAUGCUGUAAAACUUUGUAAUAAGGAA